GCCCAUUUCUCAAUCUCAGUGCUACCACCGAGUUUGACCACUAAAGCUAAACAUCCCCCGCCGCAUUCUUACUUCCGCUUCCAUACUCGCCGCCGACACGCAACCGCGGGCGUGUUCGUGUCGAGUCGAACUGUGACGUCGCCGCUACUCGACAGACAGUGGCCCGCGUGCCCUGCUUUGCAUCCGUUUUACGUUUCGUCGUUGCUGGUGGUCCGCGUCUGAGGCUGAUCCCCCCCUUGAGAGCCUCAUUUCCCGCGCUUGCCCAUAGCGCUGCGAGUCGGCGCCAGCCAUCCGAGUCCUGUUUCCCUCGCAUCCAGAUCAAACAUCUCCAUGGCCACGUCUGUCCCUGCUGGUGCCGACGGGCCUAUGCGCUCGCAAUCAGUUCGCACGCGGCGUCCACCCACAUCAUCCCGAGCCGAACCAUUGCCAAGGUCAGAGUCGUCCUCAAAAGCCGAGUCGUCGCGCCCCCACCGCCGCAGCAGCCAGAGGUCAACGUCAGCCGCUACGUCGCCGCGACACGCACCGCAGCCCGAAAUGGCUGGCCACUCGCCCACGCCCGCGCCUGCACCCAACAUGGCGGUCGCGCCAGACGACCAUCGCGAUUCCGCAGGGGGGCAUCGCCAGCCCAAGCACAGAUAUCGCGCUGCCAUCCCCGCCCCCUCUGGAAAUUACACCUUCAUGAAGACAAUCGGCCAGGGCAGCAUGGGCAAGGUGAAGCUGGCCAAGAAGGAAGGCACCAACGAAUUUGUGGCAUGCAAGAUCAUCGAGAGGGUGACCCCCGACGACGGUCGUCAGACUAGAGAAGAGCGAGAAAAGACAGACAGCGCUCGCGAGGACCGCAACGCCCGCGAGGCUGCCAUUGUCAGCCUACUGAGCCAUAAAUACAUCUGCGCGCUCCACGACAACCUGCGCACGCGGUGGCAUUGGUACAUGCUCUUUGAAUAUGUGAAUGGAGGGCAGAUGCUUGACUACAUCAUCUCUCACGGGAAACUGAAGGAGAAGCAGGCCCGCAAGUUUGCCAGGCAAAUAGCGAGUGCCGUCGACUACUGCCACCGGAAUAGCAUUGUCCAUCGCGACCUGAAGAUUGAGAAUAUCCUCAUCAGCAAGACGGGCGACAUCAAGAUCAUUGACUUUGGUCUCAGCAACCUCUUCUCCCCGGAGGAUGACAGGAAGCUCAAGACAUACUGUGGAAGUCUUUAUUUCGCUGCCCCGGAACUCCUCCAAGCAAAGCCCUACACGGGUCCCGAGGUUGACGUGUGGAGCUUUGGUGUCGUCCUCUUCGUCCUGGUUUGCGGCAAGGUGCCGUUUGACGACCAGUACAUGCCCGCCCUUCACCAAAAGAUCAAGAAGGGCGCAGUUGACUAUCCCAAUUGGCUCACGUCUGAAUGCAAGAACUUGAUUUCUCGGAUGCUAGUGACGGAUCCGAAGCAACGCGCCACUAUGUACGAGGUCAUGAACCACCCCUGGAUGCUGAAAGGCUACGGCGCGCCGCCUGAUAACUAUUUGCCACAUCGUGAGCCCUUGGCACUGCCACUAGACGCCGAGGUCAUCGACCGUAUGACCGGGUUCAAGUUUGGACCCCCAGAGUAUAUCCGCGACGAGUUAACCAGGAAAAUCAAGUCGCCCAAGUACCAAGCGGCCGUCCGUCGCCUCGAGAGAGAAAGAGACAUACCGCAGCCUACCCAAAGGGAUGCCGAAAAGCGACGUGGCUUUGGUUUUGAUUUUUACAAGAGGAGAAAUUCUGUCACCAGCAAAGAGACUUUGACAAAUACGAGCUCCGAGGGUCUGAGUAUUGGCGACGAUCCUCUGAACGCGUUCGACCCUAUGAUCUCGAUCUACUACCUCGUCCGGGAGAAGCUGGAGCGCGAGAGGAAAGAGCCCCAGCAGCCUUCCAAGGCACAUCAGCCUUCAUCUCCACAGCAAAGCGAGGCGCCCCCGGUCCCACCUUCGCCCAUUGCGCGACCCAGGGAGAAGCAUUCCCUGGCCGAGAUUGUUCCACCGCAACCUACGCAUGUUACAGAAGGCCGGACCAGGCAGAGGGCGAGAUCCCACAGCGAGGAUCAAGCUCGAGAGCCCGUCAAGAAUGGGCUCCUGUCGCCUGACAUGAUACCUGUCAAGAAGGAAAGUACAGCAGCUGGUAUUUUCCGGAGGCUUAGCACGCGCGACAGGCGGAAGGAGCCGCCCCCGCCAACUACGCCUACAGAGAGCAAACCAAACACGUUGAUACGGGGUUCUGUCUCUAUGCGGGCCAAAUCGCUCGGGCAUGCGCGCAGAGAGAGCAUCCAGGCGCGGAGAGCCAGGCGAGAAGCGGAGCGCGAGCAACAGCCGGUAAAGGAAGAAACUGACGCUGAGCUAGGCGGCGACGGCGACGGCGACGGCGAGGGUGAGACCAGCGGGGGUUCGCACGAGAGGCUAGAGCAGGAUCCGGAUCUUGCCAAGCCCGUCUAUCUGAAAGGAAUCUUCAGCGUGUCGACGACGUCGACGAAGCCGCUUUUGGAGAUACGGGCCGACAUCAAGCGCGUGUUAAAACAGAUUGGAGUCGAUUACACCGAGAUCAGGGGAGGGUUCAGCUGCCGACACUCGCCUAGUCUUGCCGACGACCCCAGCCAGCCGGAGCCGACAGUGGCGGACGGGGAGAUCAAGUUCGAGAUUUUGAUAGUAAAGGUUCCAAUCGUAAGCCUGCACGGCGUUCAGUUUAAGCGGGUGGCGGGCAACACAUGGAACUACAAGACCAUGGCAGAGCAGAUUGUGAGGGAGCUAAGGCUAUAGGCUAGUCGUCGUCACCAUUGCAGGCUUAUGAGGGUACAAUAGGCCAUUACCGGUCACGAAAAUAUGGGAGUUUGUUUGGGCGCC
This is a messenger RNA of Lasiosphaeria miniovina, 2853 nucleotides long. Its product is annotated as kinase-like domain-containing protein. Gene Ontology annotation, biological process: intracellular signal transduction; microtubule cytoskeleton organization; protein phosphorylation. The record is from RefSeq and is a predicted model, not a curated record. Lineage: Eukaryota; Fungi; Ascomycota; Sordariomycetes; Sordariales; Lasiosphaeriaceae. Bases 331 to 2769 code for a protein of 812 amino acids. Gene Ontology annotation, molecular function: protein serine/threonine kinase activity; ATP binding; tau-protein kinase activity. Gene Ontology annotation, cellular component: cytoplasm. The transcript has 3 exons.